ACCAUUUGUAGCCAAAUGUCUAGUUCCUUUGCUGGAGAGCAAAUGCCGAUCGCCGCCGCAAUACCCCGCGCGCUCCUCCCCUUCGGCCGCCGUCAGCUCUCGCCGUCUCUCGCCUCCCGCCCUCGCUUCUCAUCUCCUACGCCUUUCUAUCUUCUGGCCCUCGCCCCGAAGCCUCCUCGGUUCCCUUUCCUCGUCGCCUCCGCUGCUGCUUCGUUCGAUGAUCUCGAUGCCGACGGGGAGUCGCAGCUCCGCUCUUCCAAGAAGGCAAUUCUUUCAAACUUAAUACAUGAGAUUGAGCCUUUGGAUGUGUCUCUUAUCCAAAAAGAUGUCCCACCAAAUACAAUUGAUGCAAUGAAGAGGACAAUCUCCAGCAUGUUGGGUUUACUUCCUUCUGAUCAGUUUGGUGUCCUAGUGGAAGCCUUUUGGGAUCCUCUUUUCAAGUUACUUGUUUCUUCGAUGAUGACAGGGUACACUUUGCGCAAUGCUGAAUAUAGGCUUUGCCUUGAAAGGAGCCUAGGUGUAUGUGAAGAAUUACCUGAUAGUCAGACAUUAGAAAACACUGCAGAUGAUGACCAGAUAACAACUCCUGACGGAACUUUAACUACCAUUAAAGUUUCAGAAGAACAAGAAUUGUUGUGCAACUCUGUAAAAAAUGAAGAGGAGUCAGUUUGUAGCAGCGUGGGUGUUGAAGGUCUUGGAGAAAUGACCCCGGAGGCUCAAGAAUAUAUUCUUUAUAUGCAGUCUCGUCUAUCUUCUAUGGAAAAGGAACUGCAUGACAUCAAGAGGAAAAAUGCUGCCCUACAAAUGCAACAUUUUGUUGGCGAAGAAGAGAAUGAAUUGUUGGAGUACUUAAGAUCUCUUCAACCUGAGAAGGUAGUGGAACUUUCAGAACCAACUUGCCCUGGUUUGCAAGAGAGCAUCAACUCUGUUGCUCACGGUCUUCUUGCAACUCUUUCUCCAAAGAUUCACACAAAGGCUCCUCUUCAAUCUGAAAACACCACAAGUACUAGUACCCUAAACAUUGGUAAAGAUGAUUGUCCAGAGCUUGUGGAAAACACUUCUCUUCAAUUUCAACCCCUCAUUUCCAUUUCCCGGGAUUAUCUUGCUCGUCUUUUAUUCUGGUGCAUGCUCUUAGGUCACUACUUAAGAGGUUUAGAAUACAGGCUAGAACUAGUGCAAAUCUUGAGGAUCUCCGGCAAUGUAGAACUGAUAUCUCAAGACAGUGAUUGUGUUUCUUGAUAAGCUUCUCCGGCUGCUGCCAUCUGAAUCAAGCGAUGGUCGGCUUUUUCUUGACUUUGUAGAUACACAUGGAGAUAUUUCGAUCGGUUGCUUUUAUUUGCCAUGUUAAAAGAAUCAUAGCUUUUGUUUAGUAGUUGCAUGGACCUGCAACAUUUUUCGGAGUUUCUCAUUUAUACUCUUUGUUCAGUUGAAAUGUUAUUUUGCCAAUCUCAGUUCAUAUGUACAAAGUCAGACUGAAUAACUUCAGGCAGUAUUUUCAAGUUAUGAAGAUAUGCAAAAAUUUCUUUAUAUGUUC
Messenger RNA from Dioscorea cayenensis subsp. rotundata (Guinea yam), 1534 nucleotides. RefSeq lists its product as uncharacterized. The record is from RefSeq and is a predicted model, not a curated record. The transcript is spliced from 6 exons. NCBI's taxonomy places the organism in Eukaryota, Viridiplantae, Streptophyta, Magnoliopsida, Dioscoreales, Dioscoreaceae. Bases 16 to 1239 code for a protein of 407 amino acids.